AUGAUUCUUAUUUGCAAAGGUUAAGACCAAAGAUUUUAAUUUUUGGACCAUGAAUAAAGCGGUUUACAAAUCUUAGUUAAUCUAAACACAAUCGAAUAGUAAUUAGAGGAUGGACAACAAGAAUAUUUGUUAAAAAUAUUUGAGUAAGUUACUAAUUCAGAUGAAUAUAAAGAAGUUGAUUCAGGAGUUAAAAGCCAAAUUGAUUGGGCAAAUUCUAUGAUCCAAAAUUAUUAAAAUAAUAUUAAUGAAUAGAAAUAAUCAGAACUUUAUGAGUUAAAUGCAGAAUUAAUAAAUUAAAGAUAUCCAGAAGUUCAUUAAACAAAUAAAUUGUUAGAUGAUAACAUAUAAAAAAUACGUGCUAGAGUUCAGUUAUUGCAACUAACUGAACAAAGAAACAUUUUGAAAGUAAACUAAUUUUUAUAAUCAGACUAAAAGCCUUGAAAAAAAUACACAAAAAAUCAUCAUUUGUAAAUAAAACAAAUUUGAAAAGGAGACUCAAAAGGAUAGGUAUGCUCGCAUAUAGAGAGAGCAAAUUGAAAAAAGAAAAAUAGAGAUAUAAAAGCAAAGAGAAUUACAUUUAUAAAUUAUAGAUUAAAGCAAAGGGAGAUAAGGAAAAAUGUAUUAUACAAAUCUAUUUUAAGUGUUUAAUAGAGGAUUCUUUAGACUAGAGAAUUUAAAACCAGAAUCUAAUAAGACUUCCAUAGAACUAUAAGACAAGUAGAAGCUGAAAAUUAGAGAUCUUAUUAAAGAAUCAAAAAAAUGGAAUAAAUCUAAACAGAGAAAAUAUAAAAGUUUUUGCUAGAUAAAUAAGUUUUUGCUUAGAAAAAUUAUCAAAAAAAAGUCGAAGACGAAUUCCAAGCCACAAUGUCGAAACAAGAUGAAUUAGAAUAAUUAGAAAAAUUAGAGCAAUAAUUACUAGAAAGAAUCAAAGUCACAUAAUAAAUGUAUUAGGAAAGCUCCUUACGUUUAGAAACAAUAAAAUAAUAGUCAUAUCGCCUAAUAGGCUAAUAAUAAAUGUGA
Messenger RNA from Paramecium octaurelia, 1020 nucleotides. Lineage: Eukaryota; Ciliophora; Oligohymenophorea; Peniculida; Parameciidae. The record is from the annotation of a GenBank genome assembly.